UUCUCCUUGGGUCCAGAGGUCUUGACAUCUCCCACAUCUCCCAGCGGUUGGAGAGUCUUAGUGCUGUAACAACAUUUGAGCCUCUAGAGCCUGUAAAGGACACAGAUAUACAGGGAUUCCUAAAAAAUGAAAAAGAUAAUGCUUUGCUGUCUGCCAUUGAAGAGUCCAGGAAACGGACCUUUGCUAUGGCUGAGGAGUAUCACCGAGAAUCAAUGCUGGUCGAAUGGGAACAGGUUAAACAAAGGAUCCUUCACACACUGCUGGCUUCAGGAGAAGAUGCCUUGGACUUCACUCAAGAGAAUGAGCCCAGUUACAUCAGUGAGCUACCACCACCAGUUCGUAGUUCUUUGGACAACAUUGAGAUGUCCUACGCUCGACAAAUAUAUGUUUAUAACGAGAAGAUUGUGAAUGGAUACCUGCAACCCAACUUGGUGGACCUUUGUGCUUCUGUAGCAGAGUUGGAUGAUAAGAACAUUUCUGACUUGUGGGCUAUGGUGAAGCAAAUGACUGAUGUUUUGCUGGUUCCUGCAAGUGAUGCGCUGAAGGUCCGGACAAGCAUGGAAGUGCAGAUGGAGUUUGUCAAGCAGGCCCUCCAGUACCUUGAGCAAAGUUACAAGAACUACACGUUGGUGACAGUCUUUGGAAACUUGCACCAAGCCCAACUGGGAGGGGUACCUGGAACCUACCAGCUAGUCCGCAGUUUCCUGAACAUCAAACUCCCAGUGUCUGUCCCAGGACUCCAGGAUGGGGAAGUAGAAGGUCACCCUGUUUGGGCAAUAAUUUACUACUGCAUGCGAUGUGGCGACUUAAUGGCAGCCUUGCAAGUGGUGAAUCGAGCUCAGCACCAGUUGGGAGAAUUUAAAAGUUGGUUCCAGGAAUACAUGCACAGCAAAGAUAGAAGAUUGUCUCCUGCCACCGAGAACAAAGUUCGCCUCCACUACAGACGAGCCCUGAGAAACAACACCGACCCUUACAAAAGAGCGGUUUACUGUAUCAUAGGACGCUGCGACAUUGCUGAUAACCACAGUGAAGUUGCUGAUAAAACAGAAGAUUAUCUUUGGCUAAAGCUGAACCAGGUGUGCUUUGAUGAUGAUGGCUCCAACUCUCCCCAAGACAGGCUGACAUUGUCUCAGUUCCAGAAGCAAUUGCUUGAAGAUUAUGGAGAGUCGCAUUUUGCAGUGAACCAGCAGCCAUUUCUCUACUUCCAAGUGUUGUUUCUGACGGCCCAGUUUGAAGCUGCCAUUGCUUUCCUCUUCCGCACAGAGCGCCUGCGCUGCCACGCCGUUCAUGUUGCCUUGGUCCUUUUUGAACUAAAGCUGCUCCUGAAAUCUUCUGGGCAGAGCGCACAGCUUUUAAGCCAUGAGGCAGGUGACCCUCCGGCCAUCAGACGCUUGAAUUUUGUCCGCCUGCUGAUGCUCUACACCCGCAAGUUUGAGUCCACUGACCCUCGAGAAGCCCUGCAGUACUUCUACUUUCUCAGGAAUGAGAAGGACAGCCAAGGGGACAACAUGUUCUUGCGCUGUGUGAGCGAACUAGUGAUUGAGAGCAGAGAGUUUGAUAUGAUUCUUGGAAAGCUGGAGAAUGAUGGCAGUAGAAAACCUGGAGUGAUUGAUAAGUUUACUAGAGACACCAAACCACUUAUUAAUAAAGUUGCUUCAGUGGCAGAAAGUAAAGGUCUCUUUGAAGAAGCUGCCAAACUUUAUGACCUUGCCAAGAAUCCAGACAAAGUGCUUGAGUUGAUGAACAAGUUGCUGAGUCCCGUGGUCCCUCAGAUCAGCGCUCCUCAGUCAAACAAGGAGAGGCUGAAGAAUAUGGCACAUUCCAUUGCUGAGAGAUAUAAAGCACAGGGAAUAAGUACAAAGAAACCCAUUGACUCCACAUUCUACCUCCUGUUAGACCUCAUCACCUUUUUUGAUGAAUAUCAUGCCGGUCACAUUGACAGGGCCUUUGAUAUCAUGGAGCAGCUGAAACUGGUCCCCCUGAGUCAAGAAUAUGUGGAGGAAAGAGUAGCAGCCUUCAGGAAUUUCAGUGAUGAAAUCAGGCACAAUCUGUCCGAGGUCCUCCUUGCAACAAUGAAUAUUUUGUUUACCCAGUACAAGAAGUUGAAAGGCACCAGCCCAGCCACCCCUGCCAGACCCCCUCGUGUCAUGGAGGACCGAGAUUUGAAACUCCGAUCUCAAGCUCGGGCGCUGAUCACCUUUGCCGGCAUGAUCCCCUACCGAACCUCAGGAGACACCAACGCACGGCUGGUGCAGAUGGAGGUCCUCAUGAACUAGGCACCUUGGGAAACCUGCCAGAUGCUGUUGGUACCCUCAGUGGGUGGCCCAGUUUAAGUUGGGUUUUUUUGCUUUUUGUAUUAUGUACUUUUGUCAACCACAAUAAAUUUUUUUUGAUUUAUA
This is a messenger RNA of Podarcis muralis (Common wall lizard), 2399 nucleotides long. The record is from RefSeq and is a predicted model, not a curated record. NCBI's taxonomy places the organism in Eukaryota, Metazoa, Chordata, Lepidosauria, Squamata, Lacertidae.